Messenger RNA from Urocitellus parryii (Arctic ground squirrel), 1245 nucleotides. Lineage: Eukaryota; Metazoa; Chordata; Mammalia; Rodentia; Sciuridae. The record is from RefSeq and is a predicted model, not a curated record.
AUGGCCCUCUCCCCCUCUGGGACCCUGACUCCAGACAGCCUGGGCUCUGACCCGGACCCAGACAGACUCCUGGACGGGGCGCAGUGGCAGCAGCCCUUCCUGGACCUGGAGGCUGAGCACAGCAUGGAUGUCAUCCUGGUGGGCUCCAGCGGGCAGUCAUCCUCCUCUUCAGUCCAGCUGGGCAGAGAUCUCAUGGCCUAUGAAGUCACUGUGAACCAGCGAAACAUAGAAGACAUCUGCCUCUGCUGUGGAAGCUUCCAGGUGCACACGCAGCACCCCCUGUUUGAGGGGGGAAUCUGUGCCCCGUGCAAGGACAGGUUCCUGGAGGCCCUGUUCCAGUACGACGAGGACGGCUACCAGUCCUCCUGCUCCAUCUGCGGCUCGGGGGAGACGCUGCUCGUCUGCGAGAACCCGGACUGCACACGGUGCUACUGUCUGGAGUGUGUGGACACCCUGGUGGGCCCGGGGACYGCGGGCAGAAUCCACGCCAUGAGCAGCUGGGUGUGCUUCCUGUGCCUGCCCUUCUCGCGCAGUGGGCUGCUGCAGCGCAGGAGGAAGUGGCGCGCGCGGCUGAAGGCCUUCCAGGAUCGCGAGGUGGCGAGUCCCCAGGAGAUCUAUAAAACCCUGCCAGCCUGGAAAAGGGAGCCAGUGCGGGUGCUGUCCCUCUUUGGGGACAUCRGGAAAGAGCUAACCAGUCUGGGGUUUCUGGAACCCGGCUCCGAGGCGGGAAGACUGAGGCACCUGGAGGACGUCACCGACAUUGUGCGCAGAGAUGUGGAGGAAUGGGGCCCCUUCGACCUCGUGUACGGCUCGACGCCCACCCUGGGCCACGCCUGUGACCACUCUCCUGGGUGGUACCUGUUCCAGUUCCACCGCCUCCUGCAGUACGCGCGGCCGCGGCCCGGCAGCCCCCAGGCCUUCUUCUGGAUGUUUGUGGACAACCUGCUGCUGACCGGGGAAGAGCAGGCCAUAGCCGCUCGCUUCCUGGAGACAGAGCCCGUGAUCCUCCAGGACGUCCGCGGGAGCGCCCUGCAGAAUGCCGUGCGCGUGUGGACCAACAUCCCCGCUGUGAAGAGCAGGCACUCGGCCCUGGCUUCAGAAGAGGAGCUCCUGCUGCUGGCUCAAGAUGGACAGCGAGGGACGCUGCCCGCCCAGGGCCCAUCUGCGCUCGUGAAGAACUGCUUUCUUCCCCUACGAGAAUAUUUCAAGUAUUUCUCUCAGAACGCACUUCCUCUUUAUAAAUGA